UUUUAACUUUCUGUUUAAAGGAACCGCGGUGGUUAGCUAGUUUCAGCUACAAUGUUUAUCGGAGAAUAAACAGUUAUACCUUGUGAACAUAAUAUUAAAAUCAACAUGGUUUGUGGGGGUUUUACGUGCUCUAAAAAUGCUUUUUGUUCCCUUAACAUAGUAUACAUGUUGGUAGGUCUACUGUUGAUUGGAGUGGCAGCAUGGGGCAAAGGCUUCGGCAUUGUGUCCAGUAUCCAUAUAAUUGGUGGGGUCAUUGCUGUAGGCUUCUUUCUACUGCUCAUCUCCAUCGUAGGCCUCAUCGGAGCCUUAAAACACCAUCAAGUCAUGCUUUUCUUUUACAUGGUGAUUCUGUUCCUAGUCUUCAUCUUUCAGUUUGGAGUGUCCUGCUCCUGCCUCGCUAUUAAUCUUGAGCAGCAGGUAAAGCUGUUGAACACUUCAUGGGGGCUGAUGAGCAAAGACACACGUUUGGAUUUGGAGACCAAGCUGAACUGCUGUGGGCUGUUGAACACAACUGCUAACCAAGAGCAAUUUACUAUGGAUGUGCAGUUAUGCAAUGCGGACUGUAAGAGUGCAGCUCGUUGUUAUACCUGUGGAGACAUGAUGCUGCAGCACUCCUCACAGGCUCUGAGGAUCCUGGGAGGAGUGGGACUCUUCUUCAGCUUUUCAGAGAUCUUGGGUGUGUGGCUGGCCGCACGUUACAGAAAUCAGAAGGAUCCAAGAGCAAACCCCAGCGCAUUUCUAUAGGAAAAGAGACCAAAGAUGUACUACAAAUACAAACCAUGCCAAAGAAUGCACUCAUUGGAAACACAUAUGUACACUAACAGUAUGUACACACUUAUGUCAACAUUUUAAGAUAAGAGACUUUACACAGAAUGAGGACGAAUCUUGCAAUUCCUUAACCCUUGUGUUAUCUUCGGGUCAUUCUGACCCAUCAGUCAUUGUGACCCACCGUCGUAUUGCGACAAAUUUACCGCAUACAAAAACAAAGUGAAGCAUUUUCUUUUAACCGUUGGGCUGUCUCAGACCCCCCACAUUGCAAAGGUUAAAAGAAAAUUAUUUUUAUUUGUUUUUGUAUUGGGUAAAAUUGGGUAAACACAACGAUGGUUCGUUAUGAACCUUUGGGUCAUGUGACCCGAAGGCAGCACGAGGGUUAAGGAAUACUGGUUGAACACAAAGUUAAUGACAUUGUAGUAAGGAUAUACAUCAUGGGUAUUCACUACUAGUUUGUCUACAUGUAACACACAUGCACAUUGACGAGUACUGAUCUAGAGUCAUUAGUACUGUGUAUGGUAUGCACUGAUGCCCUUGGUUCAUACUUUCCUUGUGUAUGGUAAAAUUACACUUAAGUUAAAUAAUAUGUAGAGACCCCAUACCCCAAAACUACUGUUGGCCUUAACAUGAGUAGACUAUGUGUCUGCUAGCAUCUGUCAUGCCAUGACUAUAUUUUAUCUGCAAAAACAAUCUUCUAUGUAUAUUAAGUUGAAGGGGGUUAAAUGUGCUACAGUAUAUUUAAACUGCCCAUGAACUGACUAAUAAGUACAAUAUUCUUUCCUUCUAACCUACACAUCUUUUUUCAGUAUUGUUCUGCAGAUUUAAACACUGCCAAAAAGAGCUGAUUGUAGACAUCCUUUGUCCUUAUUUUAAUUAUGGUACCAGGCUUUGGACCUCUGCUCUUUAGUUCAGUAACAAUAAUCACCAUAUUUGUCUCAACAACCUGGUCCUGGGAAACAAACCUUGGAGUUGAUAGGUGUUUGAAUAUGGGCUAUACUACAUACUGUACUAAAAUGGGUCUUAAAACCUGAAAAAUGAUGCCACCUUUGCAAUUAAAAGGGAUGCUUGGUGCCCAUAUCAAAAGGACUUAAGACAAUACUGAAAUGGAAAUGAAUGGUACAAUUUGGUUACAGUUACAACCGACUAAAUCAUGUCAAAAGGGUUAAAAAAAAAUUGUGUUGAUAGUACACAAAUAGUGCCAACUUGAAAAUAUAAUCUUAACAUGGAAGCAAUUGGGAGUGUUUGGCCAUGCGUGUUAAAUCACAGGGUCUUUCAAAUCAUCUCCAAAUGUUUGUAGUAACUCAUACUGAUUAGAAGACAGUGGGUUUCAUGUAAAUGGGGUGCUACAGAAAAGGAGUGCUAGUGAUGCUACAGAAAAGCUAGUUAUAUGCUCAAAAGAGUUGUCAAGUAUCUUCUAACUGCAGUGUGGAAUAACUUGCAUACAUCUUUAUUCCUAUCACUAAUUAACUACACAAUGUGAGUCCCCAGGUGAAUGGAGAUCUGUAAUUUACAAAUAUUGGACAUGCAUUUUAGUACUUAAAAUAGUAUGUAACUAAAUUAAUGGGAGGGGAGAUGGUAUGUUUAUGAAUACUUGGCAACCAAAGCAAAAGUUAAAUAUUAAGGUUGUUGCUUUCCCUGCCAACCAGUGGAAAAGUACUGGCUUACAUUUCUAGAACAUUUGGAAAUACUUAAGAAACUUCCAUCUGCAAACACAAUGUAUUUAUCAUGUUUUACUUGUAUCCAUCUACUUGUGUCCCUGUGUAAUUGAUUUAACAAAAUGUUGUUUUCCAAUAUGUUUUAUAUUGCUAUAACAUUUUAUUUAUAUAAUAAAAUAGAGAAUAUAUUCAAUCAGGUAAUAAUUGUCAAGGGUCCAAUUAAAUCAUGUUAACAUUUGAGUGAAGUUUCUUCCUCUGUACUUUUGCUUCAAUGGACAGGAGAACUCUUGUGCCUCAUCAUGUGGCAUGUAUGCAUCCUGUAAAUGGUACUAAUGGUGUGUAUUCAUUUUCUGUUAUGUCUGCCUUGAAAACAUACUGAUGACUUAUUUACCUUCUGAGCCUAUUGUAUUAUUUUAAGGUACUAAUUUGCUAUUAAAAUGCUGAUUGCA
Messenger RNA from Osmerus eperlanus (European smelt), 2875 nucleotides. RefSeq names its product tetraspanin-31-like. NCBI's taxonomy places the organism in Eukaryota, Metazoa, Chordata, Actinopteri, Osmeriformes, Osmeridae. The coding region runs from base 106 to 744 and encodes 212 amino acids. The record is from RefSeq and is a predicted model, not a curated record. Gene Ontology annotation, cellular component: plasma membrane. The transcript has 6 exons.